AUGAGCACUCCAACGACAGGAAGCCCAGAUAUGGAGGUGAAGGUGGUCUCCCAGGAGAUGGCAUUGCUUAGCAACAUACUGGCAGCUUAUACCUUCAUUGCAGACCAACCCGAGAGGACAGCGCUGGUGUUCCUGGGUGGUGUGUGUGUUGGCCUUCUUGUCACACUCUGUGCCAUCGUCUUCCAGAUACACUGUCGAGCAGACUGUCACUACGGCAACAGUAAGCAUCAUCGCCAGCGCCACAGGAACAAACAUCACCGUAGUCGUCAUAGCUGUCCCCAUCAGCAGCCCAUUGACAGUAAUCCAGACAGCAUGGCUGUUGUUGCAUCUGGAGGAACGGGGCCUGCAGGGGACAGCGAAUCCGAGGACUGGGAUGAUACGUGUGACCUGUCUGCACGGAGGCGCAGGCGCUUCGAGAGAGCUCUGCUGCAUGCCAGCAUGUUCACAUCAGCUGAGGAGCUGGACCGAGCCCAGCGCCUGGAAGAGCGGGAAAGGAUUCUCAGAGAAAUCUGGAUGAAUGGACAACCAGACAUCAGCACAGUCACACAAAGCCUCAACAGAUAUUACUGA
Molecule: messenger RNA, 570 nt
Organism: Scomber scombrus (Atlantic mackerel)
Lineage: Eukaryota; Metazoa; Chordata; Actinopteri; Scombriformes; Scombridae
Gene: eva1ab
Product: eva-1 homolog A (C. elegans)
Exons: 3
Coding region: 1-570 (189 amino acids)
Source: RefSeq, a predicted model, not a curated record